AUGACAUCCCAACUCUUCGUCUGCUUUCUUUUAUGGUUGCGUUUCGUCACCCUCCUUAUAGGGACGGUGUCGUGCGUUGGUGGCUCCGACCGUAGCCAUCAUCACCGCGGCGACUCGAGCUCAUCCGCUCCUGACGCUCAAGAGCAAACAGACUCGUACUCGUUCCCCAAAAGGUUCGCGUUCACCGAUCCAAUGUCUGGACGGCCGAUGACAGAGUCCUACUACGACCAUAUCGCCCAGCUCGCCUCGGCUCAAAUCGACAAGACCAAUUACUACUCUCAUAGCUGGCGCUCGAUUCGCUCCGGCGGCGAUAAUCAGAUAAAAAGUGCCGCACCGACCAGCCUCCCUUCCGAUCUCUCUAAAAAUCCGCGCUAUCUAGAGUACUCUGUUGGCGACUCACACGUACCUACAGUCUUCAUCAAGGUGGCCGACGAGAUGCCUCAUAAUCCUAUGGGCGCGUACAAUCCGGACAUCAUCGUCUACAUGCAUGUUAUUCGCGUAUGGCGCGACACCGAUGCAAAGUAUCAGCUCGAGCCCAAACUUGUGCUUCGUGGACGCCCCCAGGAUGCUUCCUCUUCCACAAGGAGACCGCCUCCGUAUCGGGUCAUUUGGGAAAGGGAGCAUGCGUACAGACGGGGCUGGGAGUGGAUCAACGACCUCCCCAGAGUCUUCGCUUCCAAAUCUCUGGGCAAUAUAGAGCGGCUAGGGUACAUACCCUCUACCAUCGAGCGCCAGGUGGCCUUGUUACCGCACGAAAGCGAUAGCAGCCGCUACUCUUCCUAUUCAACGGACGAAAUGGUCGACCUCCUCGAACAAAGCCGCGAGUACAUGGCUCAAUUUGCUCCGAUCGAGAAGCAGGAUGCUCUCAUGUGGUACGGCUUGAUGACGGCGCGGAUCGACAGAGAUCGUCAGCACACGCCGUGGUUCCAGGCGCCCAUAUUCAAAAACUUCGAUCUGGCUGGCGGCCAGAUGCAGUUGGAGACGUACAUUUCAAACGGUGAAACUCCACCUGUCCUUGACCGUGUCAUGUACGCCUUGUCUCCUACUCGCAAUCGCCUCGUACCUCGGGCCGUCGUUCGGCCGGUGCAAGUCAUGCCAGAGGUGCGCUUCGAAACAAUCUUUAAGAUUCCCACGAGCCUUCAAGAGCUUUCGAGCAUCGAUUUGGCCUACACCCCUCAGCUCGCCCGUCCUCAGCGGACCCAGGCGGAGAAGUAUCGUCCACUGAGGCUCAUGAUGGAUCGACCGCGACCCAUCGGACAUCCUCUUGACCUCUUUCCACCAGGCCAUCUGUCUCGCUCCGCCAUGGACAGAAGCAACAGGGCUGCAAGUGCGGAGUCGUCACGCCGGGGCGGCCGAGAGCGAGCAGAAGCCAGCACAGAUCGACCGCCUCGACCGCCUCUUCCUCCGAGCUUGAAGGACGAGGUCAGCGACUUGAAGAGAGAGAAAGAAGAGGAACUCGUUUCGAGGCAGAGAAUGCACCUGUCUUCCGACGACGCACAGAGGGCCUCGGGAAACAUCGUGGGGCCCGGCGAGGAGCCCGAGUCUUUCUUGCCGUCGAGUCCAGAGCUCGUGCACGAUAUAGAGAUGCCCCAAUCUGCCAUUCUGAGGCACAUGGAGCCGAUUCAGUCACAAGCAGGCGGGGCACAAGCACUCCACAAUGAUCAUCGACAAUUCCUGCCCCCUCGCUUGGAACACCGACUCGUACCGCAACCAGCGCAGCCUCGCCAGCAAGUCAGGCUCCGCCGUCCUCGAUACGACGGUCCGAAUCCGUACGAGGCUCCUCAGGAGAACGCUAUCGAUGUCCUGAUGGCCCACCUCAACCCACAUGUCGAGGACGCCUGGCGCUAUGGGGAUGCCUGGCGCUAUGGUCACCCUUGA
Moesziomyces aphidis is the source of this 1878-nucleotide messenger RNA. The record is from the annotation of a GenBank genome assembly. Lineage: Eukaryota; Fungi; Basidiomycota; Ustilaginomycetes; Ustilaginales; Ustilaginaceae.